AUGAACGAGAGCUCGCCAAGUGGAGAUGAAAUCAUCAAACAAGAGCAAACCGACGUGAAUCGCAGCUCACCGAGUACACCUGCGACAAAUGAACAGGUAAAAUUGAAAGAAGCACGGGAAAAAUGAUGAUUAAAGGCAUAGGGGCAGUAAAAAACGGCGUUUCAGUUCAAAGCAGUUAUUUGUAGAGCUUUUCAUUGCGAAUGGAGCGGUAAACUUGAAAACGUACCGAACUUCCUAGUUUUGGAGAAAAAAUAAUUCAAAGUCGGAGAAAGGAAAGUUUGAGUUCCCGCAAAAAGGGCGCUUUGCAGUAAAGUUGCUCUAUGGACAACAGGCUUCGCCAUCUUCCGGAUUUUCGCUUUUUUCUUCGUUUCUUUCAAAUUUCAAUUUUUUCUGUUGUCACCAAAGUUUUUUCCGUCAAAAAAGCUUUCUAUUCAUGUAUAAUUUGCAAACUUUGGUCGCAAAAAUGCUUCUUUGGUGAAAAAUGAUGAUUUUACACAAAUUUCGAUUGGGAUAGCAAUAUUUUGUGUUUUCUUUAUUAUCGGUGUCUGUUUUUAGUUUGACUAAAAGUUUUCUCAGAAAAUAAACCCUUGAUUUGAAGCAGAAAUCCGGUUAUUUCUCAAAAAAAGCGAGUCUAAUGAGACGUCCGCAACAUCGCGUGGACGGCUACUGUAAACAUUUGUCCGUAGGCCGAUCCAAAGCUUUUUUCAAAAAUAAAGGCGGGAAAGUAAAAUCGCGUUUUUCUUCUAAAGUGGUCACAUAUUUAAUUUUUUUGAGUACACCAUUCGAUUCGCAAAGAAAAACUAUAUCAAAACUCUAUAGGGACGACUAAAAAUUUUCCCAGAAGCUCUUCUAGAAAUUGAAGAAAAUAUAAAAAUGCUCAGCCAUUCCGAACGCGGCCCCUUCCUACCCAUUCCAAGCCACUAACAACAAAAAAAAAUUUAGAAUUCCUCUUCGACGUCGCCAGUGGAAACAUCCUCAAUAACCACGCAAGGCGCCGGAAUUUUCUCGACGCCAGUUUUCCGUCAGGCAAGGCCGGCGGCCUUUCCGAUGCCCAUUCUCAACCCGUUCAUGUACAAUCCCGCUUUUAUGCGCAUGCCCAGUGAGUUUCCAACCUACCUAUCUAAAAGUCCAAUCAGUGGCCAAGAAAGUAAUCAAUAAAAUUUGAAGAACAUGAUUAGGGGAGGAUGAAAGGAGAGAAGAGGUCCUGAAAAGUUAGCAAUACUUGAUUUUUUUUCUAUUUUUUUUGCGGAUACAUGAGCAUAUAUAUAGAAAAUUUUACGAUUUGAAAACUUUUCAUAUGCAAGAGGCGGAGCCUAAAUGCAACUUGCGGCCUGGUUUUUAAAGUAAUGACACUUUCAAAGAACCAGGCGGAGCUCAAAUGCAAGCUGCGGCGCGGUUUUCAAAAUGAAUUAAACUAGAAUCAGGAGGAGUCUAAAUGCAACUUGCGGCGCGGUUUUCAAAAUGAAUUACACUAGAAAUAGGCGGAGCCUCAAUGCAACUUGCGGCGCGAAUUUUAGAAAGAGACUUUUUUGAAAGACGACACCGUCUUCGAAAUAAUGAUGAAACUUGACACGGCGGAGCCUAAAUGCAAGUUGCGGCGUGGUUUCACAAAAAGACAACCUUAGAAGAAAAAGGCGGAGCCAAAAUGCAAGUUGCGGCAUGGUUUUUAAAAAUAGAACACUUUCAACGAACCAGGAGGAGCCUAAAUGCAACUCGCGGCAUGGUUUUAAAAAAUAGACUGCAUUAGAAGAAAAAGGCGGAGCCUAAAUGCAACUUGCGGCGCGGUUUUCAGAAUAAAUUACACUAGAAUCAGACGGAGCUCAAAGGCAACUUGAGGCGCGAUAUUCAAAAAUAGAACACUUUUAAAGAACCGGGAGGAGCCUAAAUGCAACUUACGGCGUGGUUUUUACAAAUAGACUACCUUAGAAAAAAAAGGCGGAGCCUAAAUGCAACUUGCGGCAGUCUUUUCAGAAUUUGCAAAUUCUGUGGUCUUCAAGCUCAUCUCGUAUCUUAUAAACCCUCAAUUCAUGAUUUCCAGUGAUGCAACCAUUCGCGUUUGCGAGUCCGAUGACGAUGCCAGCCGGCGACGCGACUCAAUUCGCGGCCGCGACGGUCGCAGCGGCGCCAAAAUCGCCGUCGGCCGCGAUUUUCCCGCAGCUUUUCCCCGUCGACUACCGUCAGCUACAGCAGCAGGAUGGAAGCGAAUGA
Molecule: messenger RNA, 2208 nt
Organism: Caenorhabditis auriculariae
Lineage: Eukaryota; Metazoa; Nematoda; Chromadorea; Rhabditida; Rhabditidae
Source: the annotation of a GenBank genome assembly